Molecule: messenger RNA, 270 nt
Organism: Necator americanus (New World hookworm)
Lineage: Eukaryota; Metazoa; Nematoda; Chromadorea; Rhabditida; Ancylostomatidae
Exons: 2
Coding region: 1-270 (89 amino acids)
Source: RefSeq, a predicted model, not a curated record
AUGGCACCCCAGAACCUCCUCUUCCACAGGAAAACGAGAUCAAACGUAUCCCUUAGAUCCGUUGUAAAAUUUGUUCCAUGGAAGACGACAUUGAGAGCGACAAGGCCCGAAAACAUCGCCCACUCACACGAUUUAGCUCGCAUCUUAAAGGACACACACUCGAUCGCUGUCCACGUUUCGCUCCAGGACCCCGUGAGUUGGCACCGUGGCCGCCUCCUCCCGGCACAAGCUGCCUACACCACCACCUCUGAGCGCGAAUUACAAGUAUAA